CGACAGUUGCCAGCGCACGUUGCUAACGUGCACGGUGCACCUUGAUUCAUUUUCCUCACUUGUUCUUCUCCAACCUCUGCACACUCCGUUCCUUUCUCUUAACGCAAUCACCAUAACCCUCCUCAUGAUCUAUUCUCGAUUCCUCGCGAUUCCCGUUCAUUUCCCUCAUCUCGUUUGAUUUCCCCAAUUUCCUCACCGUAGGGUUUCGUUUCGAUGACUCUCUUCUGUUCAAUCGGAACCACCAUCCAAUGAGACGGCGCCCCGUGGCGGGCGUUCUCCCCGACCAAAUGGAGAAAUCAAACACCAAAAACCCUCAUUCCAGACUCUGCUUUCUCGCCUCCCUCUCCGCAUUCUUCUGGUUCCUCCUCCUCUACUUCCACUUCGCCGUCCUCCGCCACCAACCCACCGCCCCUGACCCAGCAGUCCCCAUCACUUUCCAAUCCCAACAACAACACCAACAACCUCGUAAAAACCUCGGCUUCCCUGAGCGAGUUUCCGAACCGAAGGAACCCACUUUCCCCUUCGACCGUGCCCUCCGAACCGCCGACAACAAGAGCGACUCAUGCGGAGGACGCUACAUCUUCGUCCACGACCUUCCCUCGCGCUUCAACGAGGACAUGUUGAAGCAUUGCAGAAGCUUAUCCCUUUGGACCAACAUGUGCAAGUUCACUACCAACGCCGGCCUCGGUCCUCCGUUGGAAAACGUCAACGGCGUCUUCUCCGACACCGGCUGGUACGCCACCAACCAGUUUGCCGUUGACGUCAUCUUCAGCAACAGAAUGAAACAAUACCAAUGCCUCACUCGCGAUCCCUCCGUCGCCGCCGCGUUCUUCGUUCCCUUCUACGCCGGUUUCGACAUCGCUCGCUACCUUUGGGGAUACAACAUCUCAAUGCGCGACGCUGCAUCGCUUGACCUCGUGAAUUGGCUCAUGAAUAGACCGGAGUGGAAGAUCAUGAACGGGAGAGACCAUUUUCUCGUUGCCGGUAGGAUCACUUGGGAUUUUCGGAGACUCACUGAAGAAGAAUCGGAUUGGGGGAACAAGCUUUUGUUUUUACCUGCUGCGAAGAACAUGUCGAUGCUUGUGGUGGAGUCGAGUCCGUGGAACGCGAACGAUUUCGGGAUUCCGUAUCCGACUUAUUUUCAUCCUGCCAAGGAUGAUGAUGUGUUUAUCUGGCAGGAGAGGAUGAGGAGGUUGGAGAGGAAGUGGCUGUUUUCGUUUGCUGGAGCUCCGCGACCGGAUAACCUGAAAUCGAUAAGGGGCCAGAUUAUUGAGCAGUGUAGGAGAUCCAAGGUUGGGAAGUUGUUGGAGUGUGAUUUUGGGGAGAGUAAGUGUCAUUCCCCUAGUAGUAUAAUGCAGAUGUUUCAAGGGUCGCUUUUCUGCCUUCAGCCUCAAGGGGAUUCGUAUACUAGACGAUCUGCUUUUGAUUCAAUGCUGGCUGGGUGUAUACCUGUGUUCUUCCAUCCGGGUUCCGCGUACACUCAGUAUACUUGGCAUCUUCCGAAGAAUUAUACCAAGUACUCGGUAUUCAUUCAGGAGGAUGAUAUUAGGAAGAGGAAUGUUAGUAUAGAAGAGAGGCUUAGGCAGAUUCCUGAGGAGGAAGUUAGGAUCAUGAGGGAGGAGGUCAUUAGUUUGAUCCCUAGGUUGGUGUACGCGGAUCCUCGAUCGAAAUUGGAAACUCUUAAGGAUGCUUUUGAUGUUUCGGUGCAGGCUGUGAUUGACAAGGUUACCAACUUGAGGAAGGACAUUAUCGAAGGUCACACAGACGAGAACUUCAUUGAGGAGAACAGUUGGAAGUAUGCAUUGUUGGAUGAGGGACAACGUGAGGUUGGGCCUCACGAAUGGGAUCCUUUCUUCUCCAAACCAAAGCCGGGUGGGGAUUCCGAUGAUUUGUCGGCUGAGGCUGCGAAGAAUUCUUGGAAAAAUGAGCAAAGAAAUCAGUCGUGAUUAGCAAAGGGGAGGUAUAAAUUGCAUCUGUAGGUUCUUCUUAGAUGUGGUUUAAUGCUGAUGACUCAAAUGGUUUCCCUGAAUUAGGGAAGAAUUACAGCUAUAAAAUAAUUGCUCGGCUCUUGCUAUAUGAAAACUUACUGCAAUGCUUGUGAUCGGGUUUGCUGAGCAGGCUUCCUCAUUGAAAACCCCUAGCAUGGAGAGAUGUUCUCUGCUUUUUACAGUUUUGUUAUAUAGAUUUUUUUUCCACCUUAUGUAUUUGCAUUAGUGUUUCCUAGAUGUAUUUUCCUAAAUUAAUAAUUUCUUUGAUACUAUAUAUUUUUCACUUGAUUCAUAUAGGAAAUAUAAACAAAAUUAUGGUUAGCAGUGAGCUCAAGUGUUCGCUUGAAUGGCAAUAUCAUUUGGCUGCUGCAUCAUCAGAACUGCCUACCAGUGUUGGUGAUCUUAUUUGGAUUGUGGUUAACAUUCAAAAGAUAGACUGUUCUAUUUUGAUGAUCUUGAAAAUAAAUUUCUUUGACUUGCUCUA
Glycine soja is the source of this 2472-nucleotide messenger RNA. Its product is annotated as xyloglucan galactosyltransferase MUR3-like. The record is from RefSeq and is a predicted model, not a curated record. NCBI's taxonomy places the organism in Eukaryota, Viridiplantae, Streptophyta, Magnoliopsida, Fabales, Fabaceae. The transcript has a single exon. Gene Ontology annotation, molecular function: glycosyltransferase activity. The coding region runs from base 249 to 1946 and encodes 565 amino acids.